Messenger RNA from Thelazia callipaeda (thelaziosis nematode), 1014 nucleotides. The record is from the annotation of a GenBank genome assembly. Lineage: Eukaryota; Metazoa; Nematoda; Chromadorea; Rhabditida; Thelaziidae.
UUUUCAGAAAGAAGGCGUGUACCUAAAAUAAAUUCUUUAAUCAAAGUUAUUGUCUUUUUACAGCAUGUGAAGCAUAGCUGGACGGUGAAGAAUUUUUCACAUUGUUAUCAAGAAUAUUUGGAAAAUUUUGUUCACCUUCAUCGCGGUGAAGACACACUUACAUGGUCGAUUAAAAUUUAUCCCAAAGGCAAUGGCGAAAAUAACAAAGAUUUCGUUUUCUUAUGUCUUAACAGAGUAGUCAGUAAUACGAAUGCACCAUGCAAAAACGGAAAAAUUGGCUUCAAGUCUCGCUUUAUCUUACGAACUAGCGAAAUGAAGGAGAUCGAAAUGCGUAUUCAUCCGAAUCCCUCUCAUUCUGAUUACGUUUCAUACAUAAAACGAGAUAUUUUGUUUCCUCAAAUAUUUCUGCUGAAUCUUCGUCGGAAAUUUUUACUACGAAAUUGCGAUAGUAACAGCGAGCAGCAAUUGACUGAAGAUUACCUAAAGAUGUUGAAAGAUGAUGUAUUGACUGAUUUUACCAUAAGAGUAGGAGAACGUGAAAUCAGAGUGCAUCGUGCCAUUCUCGCAGCUCGGUCACCGGUGUUUGCAGCUAUGCUAAGGCAUGAAGACACCAAUGAAGCUAAAACAGGUGUAAUGGUAAUUGAGGAUUUGGAAUACGAUACAGUUACAGAAAUGCUCAAUUUCAUUUACUGUGGACACUGUUUAAGGGAUGUAAAUGAGUUUGCCUUUGCUUCUGAUUUGCUGAUUGCUGCAGAUAAGUACCGAUUGGAAGAAUUGAAAAGUCAUUGUGAGAAAGCACUGACAUUUGAAAAUGUUUGUGAAUUGCUCAUCGUUUCGGACAUCUACAGUGCACCGCGUUUGAGACAUCGUGCUGUAGAGUUUAUCAUUCAGCAUCCGAGAAAUAUUACGUCUACACCAGGUUGGGAGAAUGUGGUUAAGCAGCACCAUGAUCUUGUUACUGACAUCGUCCGUCACUUUGAUAAGUCAUCGUCAUCUGACAGAGGAACCUCAUAG